Sebastes umbrosus (honeycomb rockfish) is the source of this 1508-nucleotide messenger RNA. RefSeq names its product mitochondrial ribosomal protein L23 (gene mrpl23). The transcript has 5 exons. Gene Ontology annotation, cellular component: mitochondrial large ribosomal subunit; ribosome. Lineage: Eukaryota; Metazoa; Chordata; Actinopteri; Perciformes; Sebastidae. Gene Ontology annotation, biological process: mitochondrial translation. Bases 191 to 655 code for a protein of 154 amino acids. Gene Ontology annotation, molecular function: structural constituent of ribosome. The record is from RefSeq and is a predicted model, not a curated record.
AAUGUACCUUGAAUGUGCUGCAGACCUGCUGCAAGCUUUCAAGGGCAAUAGACCACACCCACUGCGCAUGCGCUGUGUCCGCUGUACCCGGAUGUAACAUCCAUACACGUGUAGCACUUGACAACCUUGGAAAGACAACAAAACAACUAACUACCUGGCAGCUUAUGUCUCCAAACAACCCGGUCCAGCGAUGCCAGUGACAAGACUACUAUACCCUCUCUACCAGCUGGGGAACCCUCAGCUGAGGAUCUUCAGACCCAACUGGUUCAUGACUCUGGUGAGGCCGGGAAGAGAGCAGCCGCCUGACACCGUCCAGUUUCGCAUCCCCAUGGAAAUGACCAAGUGUGACGUAAAGAACUACCUGGAGAAGGUCUAUAACGUCCCUGUAGGAGCAGUGCGCACCAGGAUACAGUUCGGCUCCAACAAGAAGAGGAAUCAUCUAAACCAGAAGGUCAAGCAGCCUGACUUUAAAGUAGCCUACGUUCAGCUGGCCCAGGGCCAGACGUUCAACUUCCCGGACAUCUUCCCAGAAAAAGAGCGGGAACCGUCGGAGGGCUCCGUGGAAGAGAUGCAGGAGAAGUUCAUGGAGGACGAGAAGCAGAGACAGAAACUGGACCCCAGGAGAGGAGGGGUCACCGAGUGGUUCGGACUCUGAGACAGCCCACUGACCGGGAACUCUGCACUCAUAUGGAGCGGCGAGGGUGUUUCGUUGGGAGCAACGUGUAUUGAUUUACAGCGCGACCGUUGUGAUGUCACAUCUAUUUCUGUAAGAAAUACUCACAAGUGUGUAGUAAAGAAGAAUGAGCAUGUGUGUGGGUGACUGGAGACAUGUGUUUGGUGUGUGUGUGUGAGUUAGCGAGGCUUCGGUCCAGUAACCCCGAGCCAGAACAGAAUCACAGGAGGAGGAGAGUGGCCUGGCUCCAUCUUUCAUGAAACCAGCCCACCGUACAGAAUCUCCAUCACCUCAGAUGACCUCCUCUCCUUUCUCCUCCCACCCGUCCUGUUCCACCUCCUUCUCCUUUCACCCCUCCUCUUUGGCACCAGUACCUCUGCACCUCCUCUGUCUUUGUCUCCUCUUUCCCCACGAGUCUCCUUUUCCUUCUUGUGCGUUUCCUCUGCUGUCCUUCCUUCUCCUUGUCCCUUUCCUCGGCGCUCCUCUUCCUCCGCCACGCUGGGGAGCGGCAUAUCGUGGCAUCCCUAGUAGCCCUGACUCUCAGCCAGUUGGAUCCGACUACCUGGACAACCCACAUCCUUUCCUCUUUUAUGAGUUUGCCUUGGAUUAAUUGACCACUUUAGGUAAACAACAAUUGAGAUGUUGUUUCAGCAAAGCAACGACGUGGAAUUUGCUGGAGUGUUUUAUUAUUUUGUGGUAGCACCUCUUGCCAUAACUCUUGAGAGAAGAUUGUACCCAGUGUUUGUGUGUGUUUGCAGGACUUUGCCAGUGAAUCUGUCUAAUUGUAAGUGCUGCUGGAACAAGAACUAAUAAACGGUCACUUGUCCAAAAAGUG